AUGGGUUCCGAGGACGACAGUCAGCAGAAGCCCGUCAUCAUCGUCGGCGGCGGCCUGGCCGGCCUCGUCGCUGCCUUUGAGCUGGCCGAGCGCAAAGUGCCGUCGCUCAUCAUCGACCAGGAGAACGAGAGCAGCCUGGGAGGACAGGCCUUUUGGUCCCUGGGCGGCCUGUUCCUGGUCAACUCGUACUACCAGCGCCGCAUGGGCAUCAAGGACUCGCGGGAGCUGGCCAUGCGCGACUGGCUGGGGUCUGCCGGCUUCGACCGUGACGAGGACUACUGGCCGCGGCAGUGGGCAAAGGCCUUUGUGGACUUUGCCGCCGACGAGUUUGAGGACUAUGUGAGGGCCCGCGGGCUGGGAUUCCUCUUCAACGUGGGCUGGGCCGAGCGCGGCGAUGGAAGGGCUGACGGCCAUGGAAACUCGGUGCCGCGCUUCCACAUUGCCUGGGGAGCUGGGCCGGAGGUUGUUCGCAUCUUUGCGGAUCCCGUCAAGAAGGCGGCGGAGGAGGGGCUGGUGCAGUUCAAGUUCCGGCAUCAGGUUGACGAGCUCAUCGUCGACGGCACAGGACGAGCUGUCGGCGUCAAGGGCAGCGUUCUGGAGGAGGAUGACCAGGCCAGAGGCGUCAAGACGUCACGGACUGUUGUCGACUCCUUCGAGCUCUACGGCUCCGCCAUCAUCGUCACCUCGGGUGGCAUUGGCGGCGACAUUGAGGCCGUGAAGCGGAACUGGCCCGUGGAAAGACUGGGACCAAAGGUGCCCGAUUACUUGGUCAUCGGCGUGCCCGCCCACGUCGACGGCCGCAUGCUUCACAUCUCGGAGAGCGCCGGUGCCAACAUUGUCAACCGUGACCGCAUGUGGCACUACACCGAGGGUCUGCAGAACUGGGAUCCCAUCUGGCCCGAGCACGGCAUCCGCAUCCUGCCGGCCCCUUCGUCUCUCUGGCUGGACGCUUCUGGCAAACGCUUCCCCCCGUAUCUGUUCCCCGGAUCCGAUACUCUCAGCACGCUCAAGGCCAUCUGCGCAACGGGCUACGACUACAGCUGGUUCAUCCUUGACCAGUCCAUCAUUGCGCGUGAAUUCGCCCUCUCUGGCUCGGAGCAGAACCCUGAUCUGACGGCCAAGAGCAUCUGGGAGGUGUUCAAGAACAGAAUCUUUAGCAAGAAGGGAACAAUGAAUGUGCAAUUGUUCCAGGAAAACGGCAAGGAUUUCAUUGUCCGGGAUACCCUCAAGGAGCUGGUGGCCGGCAUGAACGAGCUGGCCAAGGAGCGCAACGGCCCCGUCCUGGAAUACGAAAAGGUCAAGGAGGUUGUCGACGCUCGUGACGACCAGUUCAACAACACCUACUCAAAAGACGCCCAGGCCAUGCUCAUCCACAAUGCGAGAACGUACUGGCCAGACAAGCGCAGCCGUGUUGCGGCGCCUCACCGCCUGCAAGACCCUGCCCACGGCCCAUUGAUUGCAGUUCGACUCAACCUGCUCAGCCGCAAGACGCUCGGCGGCAUCGAGACUAACCUCAACAGCAACGUCAUGAGGAAAGACAUGACGCCGUUCCCGGGGCUCUACGCCGCCGGUGAAGUGGCGGGAUUCGGCGGCGGAGGCGUUCACGGCUACAACGCGCUCGAGGGAACGUUCUUGGGAGGCUGCAUCUUUUCCGGCCGCACAGCCGGGCGAGCUGUAGCAGACGAGUUGUCCGAGGUCGUCAAGGAGUGA
Trichoderma aggressivum f. europaeum is the source of this 1710-nucleotide messenger RNA. RefSeq lists its product as uncharacterized. Lineage: Eukaryota; Fungi; Ascomycota; Sordariomycetes; Hypocreales; Hypocreaceae. Gene Ontology annotation, molecular function: oxidoreductase activity, acting on the CH-CH group of donors. The coding region runs from base 1 to 1710 and encodes 569 amino acids. The transcript has a single exon. The record is from RefSeq and is a predicted model, not a curated record.